Molecule: messenger RNA, 1165 nt
Organism: Megalobrama amblycephala (Wuchang bream)
Lineage: Eukaryota; Metazoa; Chordata; Actinopteri; Cypriniformes; Xenocyprididae
Gene: creg1
Product: cellular repressor of E1A-stimulated genes 1
Exons: 4
Coding region: 85-795 (236 amino acids)
Source: RefSeq, a predicted model, not a curated record
GAAUCAUUUGCGCUCGCAGUGAGUCAGUGGUCAUGUGAUUCAGUGUUGUUCUGUGUUUACAGUGACUCUGGUCAUUUGAAUCAUAUGUGCUCGCAGCGGUCAGUCAUGUUUCUCGCGCUGCUCGCGGUGUUUCUGACGCUCUCUGUCGCGCGUGGCGGCGCUCCGUCGGUUCCGCCGCACGAGGAGGUGGCUCGGAUGGCUCGGUUCGUGGUCCAUAAGUGUGACUGGGCUUCGAUGGCGACGAUCUCCACUCACGAGCCGGUGAGAGGACAGCCGUUCUCCAACACCUUCUCCAUCAGCGACGGGCUCGCGGGCAACGGAACCGGAACCCCGUACAUGUACCUGACUCACAUGGAGAUCUCGGUGCAGGACCUGCAGGUCAAUCCGCAGGCGUCUCUGUCCGUGUCUCUGGCUCAGACGCACUACUGUAAGAACCACGGCUUCGACCCUCAGAGCCCUCUGUGCGCUCACAUCAUCCUGUCCGGCUCCGUGCUGCAGGUGAACGACAGCGAGGCGUCCGUGGCUAAAGCCGCUCUGUUCGGCAGACACCCGGAGAUGAUCGACUGGCCCACGGACCACAACUGGUUCUUCGCCAAGUUCAACAUCACUCAGGUGUGGGUGCUGGACUACUUCGGCGGAGUGAAGACCGUCACGCCCGAGAGUACUACAGCGCCGCCCCGCACCGGACGCACGCCGGAAGUGACACGCGGUGAUCUUGAUGAACUGGAUCAGAAGAGUCUCAGAUUGAUGAAUAACUCUCAGGUCGUGUGUGUGUGUGUGUGUGUGUGUGUGUGAAUCUACAUGUUUGGAAGCGUUUAGAAUAAAUGCUCAGAAUCAUUUUUGCAUUUUGCACAAGCUUUUUAACUUUAACAGCAGAUCUUCUGUGGAAAUGCAGUGGAAAUCAUGAGAUGAGAUUCACGUGUCACUCAUACAUGUUUAAUUUGGUGUUUGUCAGCAACCUUUGACCCCUGACCCCUGACCCAAAUGUGACUCUCACGAGGUGAUUUUUUGCAUUUAGGCUCAUUUUGCUCAUAUUUUAUAAUGGAAUUGAAUGUAAAAAUAAGUCAAACAUUAUUUACUCAGAGUGAUUCUUUUUCAGAUGUAUAUUUGGAAUCCGUGUGUGAUGUGAUAAUAGAGUGUGCCGUGAAAUAAAGAUCUCACAGAG